AUUGAGCAUGGUAUUGUCAACAACUGGGAUGACAUGGAAAAAAUCUGGCAUCAUACUUUCUACAAUGAGCUCCGUGUUGCUCCCGAGGAGCAUCCCAUUCUACUCACUGAGGCACCUCUUAACCCUAAGGCUAAUCGUGAGAAGAUGACUCAGAUCAUGUUUGAAACCUUUAAUGCUCCUGCUAUGUAUGUCGCCAUUCAAGCUGUCUUGUCUCUCUAUGCUAGUGGCCGUACUACUGGUAUUGUGCUCGACUCUGGAGAUGGUGUGAGUCACACGGUCCCUAUCUAUGAGGGUUACGCUCUGCCACAUGCCAUCCUACGUCUUGAUCUUGCAGGUCGUGACCUCACAGAUGCUCUGAUGAAGAUCCUCACUGAGCGUGGUUACUCUUUCACCACAACAGCUGAGCGUGAAAUCGUCAGAGACAUCAAGGAGAAGCUUUGCUACAUUGCUCUUGACUAUGAGCAGGAGCUUGAGACGGCUAAAACCAGCUCUGCUGUAGAGAAGAACUAUGAGCUACCUGAUGGGCAAGUGAUCACCAUUGGAUCUGAGCGGUUCCGUUGCCCAGAGGUUCUUUACCAGCCGUCUAUGAUUGGUAUGGAGAAUGCUGGUAUCCAUGAAACCACCUACAACUCCAUAAUGAAAUGUGAUGUUGACAUCAGAAAGGACUUGUACGGGAACAUUGUGCUCAGUGGUGGAACAACUAUGUUCCCUGGAAUUGCUGACAGAAUGAGCAAAGAGAUCACUGCUUUGGCACCGAGCAGCAUGAAGAUCAAAGUUGUUGCACCGCCUGAGAGGAAAUACUCGGUCUGGAUCGGAGGAUCCAUCUUGGCUUCCCUCAGUACCUUCCAGCAGAUGUGGAUUGCAAAAGCAGAAUAUGAUGAGUCAGGCCCGUCGAUUGUUCACCGGAAAUGCUUUUGAGUUUGAAGUUAAAGUCUGUUUCCGGAGAAGCUUUUCCAAUUUAUCCUUACUGGGGGUUUUAUCUUCGUUCUCUGUUUUUGUUCUUCAGUAUUUUUUCAGAUUCUGGCCUAAGACAUGUUGAAGAACUUACAUUUUCUGUUUGUAGUUGUGGUUAAAAAUGUUGUCUUGGUCCUUUUUUUAUUUUUGUUGGAUAACACGACUGUGUUUGAGUGAAUAAGAACACCUAAUUUAAUUUUCCAAAGUUUAGUGGGACUA
Molecule: messenger RNA, 1173 nt
Organism: Camelina sativa (false flax)
Lineage: Eukaryota; Viridiplantae; Streptophyta; Magnoliopsida; Brassicales; Brassicaceae
Source: RefSeq, a predicted model, not a curated record